Messenger RNA from Cynara cardunculus var. scolymus (artichoke), 1434 nucleotides. RefSeq lists its product as uncharacterized. The transcript has 9 exons. The record is from RefSeq and is a predicted model, not a curated record. Lineage: Eukaryota; Viridiplantae; Streptophyta; Magnoliopsida; Asterales; Asteraceae. Bases 479 to 1324 code for a protein of 281 amino acids.
CUUCUUCUUCUUCUUCUUCUCUCUAAAGAGUUUUUUCCCUCACUAUUUCUAUGGUAAAUCGGAAAUCAUAGAUAAAUUUCCAAGGGGAAUUCGAUAGAUUAUAUGAACAAAGGAUUUUGUGAAAGUGGAUGCAGCUUUGAGGAGCUGCCAAUUUUCUGUUAUUGAGCUUUUAACUCUUCUGGAUUUGGAAUCCGAAGGAGAAUCGGAGAUAUUGUAAGCUUGGAGGUUGAUUUAAAGGUGAUUGGAGAUAAAUCUACAAUCCAAGAUCGAAUUUGAAGAUGUUUUUAUCUGUGAAAUGUUCAUCAUUCCCCUAAAUCUUUGAGAAUUGCUGUGUCUAAAACCGUUGAAUCCAAUCCCAGGCUAUGAAGAUGGGCAAACAAAUUUCAUCCUUCUACUUUUGUUGAUUCUUCAUCGAGGUUUCUAUUUUUCGAGAUAGAGCAGAUUAAAGCUUAAGAGGUGUAUUAUUAAAGAGGAAAAAAUGGAGAAGAAUAACUCUAACAGAGAUGGGUUGUUAUUGAGAGACAGAUCUCCGGCCACUAAUACCACCACGACAUCAUCAUCGGACUUCGUAUUGCAGUGGGGUAACCGGAAACGAUUGCGUUGUAUGAAGGUCCAACAACAACAACAACAACAACAACAGGCCAAGGAUAAAGAAUCGGCGGCGGCAGUGGCGGUUUCCGGUACACCGCCGGUUGGUCAACGAUCGAUCACGGCACGAGUUGAUCGCCGGAUUGUUAGGUCGCCAAAUCAUCAGAGUAAAGAAGGCGUUCCCGGUAACGGUUACAUUAAUCUCCGUCAACGAUCAUCUUCGCCGGCUCAUCGGGUACUCAGGAAUUCUUCUGAGAGUUCAAUUGGUAUGAAGGGGCAGAGCAACGGCGGUAGAGGGGUUUGUUCACCGGAGAGAGGGGGUGCGCAGGAUAAGAGGGGUGGCUAUAACAGCAACACGACGAGCCACCAUCAUAAUGGGAAAAACAAUAACGGUGGGGGUGGUGGGUCGGCGUCAUCGGAGACGGCGCUUGAUAGCAAGAAGGGUGGGACAUCGCCAGGGAGAGAAGCGGUUCCGAUGGUGUGGCCACCAAAAUUUGUGAUCGGAUUGACGAACAAGGAGAAAGAAGAAGAUUUCUUGGCCAUUAAAGGAUCUAAACUUCCCCAAAGACCAAAGAAACGAGCCAAGUUUAUCCAACGCACCAUCAACUUGGUGAGUCCUGGUGGGUGGCUUUGCGAUCUGACCCUGGAACGGUACGAGGUUAGAGAGAAGAAGAUCUCAAAGAAGAGACCUAGAGGAUUAAAGGCUAUGGGAAGUAUGGAAUCUGAUUCCGAAUAAACAAAGAAACAAGGAAGGUGAGGUGAGGUGAGGUGAGGUGAGGAGUGGGGGAGAAACAUUGACAUUUGUAUUUACUAUUUUCUAUCAAUUUUCUCCUCUUUUUCCUUUUC